Molecule: messenger RNA, 819 nt
Organism: Parasteatoda tepidariorum (common house spider)
Lineage: Eukaryota; Metazoa; Arthropoda; Arachnida; Araneae; Theridiidae
Product: cytochrome c oxidase subunit 4 isoform 1, mitochondrial
Biological process (GO): mitochondrial electron transport, cytochrome c to oxygen
Cellular component (GO): respiratory chain complex IV
Source: RefSeq, a predicted model, not a curated record
CUAUAAGCAAAGCAAUGAAGCAAAACGUAACCAUCAUCGCAAACACGGGAACUUCGCAAAAGUAAACAAACUACGUAAAUAAUCUAAAUAAGAUUAGUUUUACAAUUUGAAUUUGUGAUUAUAUUGUGGCGCAUUUAUAUAGUCUUUGAUAUGGGGUUUACCCUUGCUAACAUCCUGAGCAGGCGUUUAAUGAGGAAUGUUCCCAAUUCUGUGCAAUCUCUUGCAGCAUUUCAUGGAAAAUCAAGAAUUGGUGACAGGGAUAUUGUGGGAUUUGGAAUGAAUGGUUCUUACACUUACAUUGAUAGAGUGGAUUAUCCCAUGCCUGCUAUACGUUUUAGGGAAAAUACUCCCGAAUCAAAAGCAUUGAGGGAAAAAGAAAAAGAAGAUUGGAAGAAAUUGACUCUUGAAGAGAAAAAAGCACUAUACAGGCACAGCUUUUGUUUGACUUUUUCGGAACAAAGAGCUCCUAAUGGUGAUUGGAAGUACAUGAUCGGCGGAACUUUUGCUUUUAUGGGACUCAUGUUAUGGGCUUAUUAUCUUAUGAAAAUUUAUGUUUACCCACCUCUGCCUUAUUCAAUGACUCCAGAGCAUCAAUCGAAAAUGUUGGAAAGAAUGAUUCAGCUUAGAGUAGAUCCAAUUGAUGGCCUAACUUCUAAGUAUGAUUAUGAGAACAACAAGUGGAAGGAUUAAACCUCUUCUCCUUGUAUUAUAAGGAUUUAAAAAUUUUGUAAAGGAAUAUUUUUUCAAAAAUUAUGUUGAUGAACAUGAUGUAAAAUUUUAUAUACUUUAUAAAUAAAUAAUUAAAUAAUAAUUAUUGAA